Messenger RNA from Nicotiana tabacum (common tobacco), 1216 nucleotides. Lineage: Eukaryota; Viridiplantae; Streptophyta; Magnoliopsida; Solanales; Solanaceae. The record is from RefSeq and is a predicted model, not a curated record.
GAUAAACAAAAUGUCAAAAUGCUGAUACUUUCCGUUUCAGCUAUCUGUUGAAUGGGAGAAAUAUUUUUAAAAUGGAAACACUGUAACUGUAUGCAUGUGAUCCUUUCAUAUUUCAUGUAUUCCUUUUUUGUACAUCUUAGCGCUGUAAAUUCAUUUUCAGGUUUUUUGUAAGAAGCCCAAGAAACGUCGAAGCUGUAAAAAUAAAAUGGCAAUGAUGCAAAAUCUUUAUGGUCGAUUUGAUUUGGCAUCAUCUGCCAAAUAUCGAGCAGAGGAGGUUCAAUCAAGAUUGAGCACUAAAUAUCCAAGCUUUAUGAAGCCAAUGAUCAGAUCAAAUGUUACUGCUGGUUUCUGGCUAUCUCUUCCAAGGUUUUUCUGCCAGUUACAUUUGCCACGGCAUGAUACAACUGUAACUUUGGUAGAUGAAAGCCAAGAAGAGUACAAAACAAAAUAUCUUGCUGAGAGGAAUGGACUUAGCGGCGGAUGGCGGGGUUUUUCACUAGCACAUAACUUAGUGGAGGGAGAUGUUUUAGUUUUUCAGUUGUUCAGAUUCUGCAAAUUGAAGGUAUAUAUAGUCAGGGCAAAUUAUUUGGCUGAAGUCGAUGCCGCCCUUGUUCUUCUGCAUUUAGAUGCCCACCAAAAACAAGCUAAUCCUGAGCAAUGCACCAAAUGCAGGAUAAUAGAAGUACGAAACAAGGUGGAAUCAAGCGUCAAAGAUUUUCCUCACAACGAGAAGAGGAUGAUUAUUCUGCAGAAGAAAACAUGUUACACAAACAUAGUCAUCCAAGGAAUAUGUUCAAGGAUCUUGACCUGCCUUCAAAAGCUGCAGGACUUACCUACGAAAAUCUUAGCAUUGUGGAUGCUGUAAAAGCAAGCAAAAUUAAUGACCCUUCAAAUGGUUUCUCAUCCUGGAACACAAGGCCAACCGAACUUGAGCAGCUAGAGAUCAGUUCUUUUUCGGGUGGGUACUCCAUUGAACCAGCUUAACCUUGACCAGGGGCAGAUAUGGUAUUUCGGCCGUGAAUGCGGCCGAUAACUAUAGAGUUUAAGGUUAUACAAUGACAACGUAAUUUUUUUUUACACACGUGUAAUUUAAGUUAUAGCAAGUUGUCGCCUAUUUUCCAAGUUACUAUAUUAGGCUUGAUAUAGGGAGUUACAUGUUAUUGUUGGUCAAUUUAAUCUGAUAGGAUAAAUAAAAACUCUUCUUCUUCUUUGUUUU